Molecule: messenger RNA, 1660 nt
Organism: Zingiber officinale
Lineage: Eukaryota; Viridiplantae; Streptophyta; Magnoliopsida; Zingiberales; Zingiberaceae
Product: omega-hydroxypalmitate O-feruloyl transferase-like
Exons: 3
Coding region: 134-1438 (434 amino acids)
Molecular function (GO): acyltransferase activity, transferring groups other than amino-acyl groups
Source: RefSeq, a predicted model, not a curated record
CUGUUAAACAAGCUCCAUGCCCUCUAUAAAUAGCUCCAUUUGCUAAUCCACAAGAAGCAUCUUCUCCUGCAGCUCCUCACUAGAUCACCUUGUGUAUCACAGCAGACUUGAUCCGUCUUCUUUAGCUAUCGAAAUGAUUGCAGAGUUGAGAGAGAAGGUUGCGCUCGAGGUGAAGCAGGGGAGAGUUAGUCUGGUGCCCCCGGCGGAGGAAACAGAGAAGGGCCUCUACUUCCUGACCAAUCUGGACCAGAACAUUGCGGUGAUAGUGCAGACUAUUUACUGCUUCAAGGCCGGGGAUAAGGGGAAUGCCUCGGCGGUGGCGGUGAUCAAGGAGGCUCUGGCCAAGGUGCUCGUGCACUACUACCCUCUCGCCGGUCGCCUCACCAUCAGCCUGGAGGGGAAGCUCAUCGUGGACUGCACCGGCGAGGGCGCGGUCUUCGUGGAGGCCGAAGCCGACUGCGAGAUGGACGACAUCGGAGACAUUGGGAAGCCGGAUCCGGCCACGCUGGGGAAGCUGGUUUAUAACGUUCCUGGCGCCAAGAACAUAUUGGAGAUUCCUCCAGUGGUUGCUCAGGUGACGAAGUUUAGUUGCGGGGGAUUCAUUCUGGGGUUGUCGAUGAACCACUGCAUGUUCGACGGCCUCGGUGCGAUGGAGUUCGUGAACUCGUGGGGGGAGACGGCGCGCGGCCUGCCGCUGUCGGUGCCGCCGUUCAUCGACCGCACGAUUCUGCGGCCCCGCGACCCGCCGGCGAUCAGCUUCCCCCACCACGAGUUCGCGGAGAUCGAGGACGUCUCGGAGUCGGCGGCGCUGUACGAGAAGGAGGAAAUGCUGUACCGCUCCUUCUGCUUCGACGCGUACAAGCUGGAGGCAGCGAAGCGGCGGGCCACGGAGGGCGACGGCGCGCUCGACAAGUGCACGACCUUCGAGGCGCUGGCGGGGCUGGUGUGGCGCGCGCGCACGCAGGCUCUGGGGAUGCGAUCGGGGCAGAGGACGAAGCUGCUCUUCGCGGUCGACGGGCGCCAGCGCUUCGAGCCGCCGCUGCCGAAGGGCUACUUCGGCAACGGCAUCGUGCUGACCAACGCGCUGUGCACGGCAGGGGAGCUCUUGGAGCGGCCGCUGGCCUUCUCGGUGGGGCUGGUUCAGGGCGCGGUGAGGAUGGUGACGGACGAGUACAUGCGGUCGGCCAUGGACUACUUCGAAGCCACCAGGGCGCGGCCUUCGCUGACGGCUACGCUGCUGGUCACCACCUGGUCACGCCUGUCGUUCCACACCACCGACUUCGGUUGGGGCGAGCCGGUGCAGUCCGGGCCGGUGGCGCUGCCGGAGAAGGAGGUGAUUUUGUUCCUGGCGCAUGGCAAGGAGAGGAAGAGCAUCAACGUCCUAUUGGGGCUCCCAAGCUCAGCAAUGGAGAGAUUCCAACAGCUGGUAGACAUAUAAUAAUUUAUAUGCUACAAAAUUAUAUAUAUAUAUCUAAAUAUAUAUUAUAUUUCAGUUAUUAAUUACUGGUCGAAUAUCUAUCUCUAUAUUUGUUCUUCAUUGUUUCGUCCUCUUGCCUGUCGUUGGGUCAUAAGUGGUCUCUGGAGCCACACUGUUUCAUUUGCCUACCUAAUUCAUGUUUCUUUUUGAUGGAAUUAAUAUAUAUGAAAUACUUAUCGACAA